Messenger RNA from Tetrapisispora phaffii CBS 4417, 1131 nucleotides. RefSeq lists its product as uncharacterized. Lineage: Eukaryota; Fungi; Ascomycota; Saccharomycetes; Saccharomycetales; Saccharomycetaceae. Gene Ontology annotation, molecular function: protein disulfide isomerase activity. The transcript has a single exon. Bases 1 to 1131 code for a protein of 376 amino acids. The record is from RefSeq and is a predicted model, not a curated record. Gene Ontology annotation, cellular component: endoplasmic reticulum. Gene Ontology annotation, biological process: protein folding; response to endoplasmic reticulum stress.
AUGAAAUUAAAUAGCAAAAUUUUAUUAUCAACUUCUUCUAUCUUAGCAUUCACUGCUGAAUCUGUCUUUGCUACAGGAUCUGAUAACGACAAUGCAAUUAUUCAAUUAGACAAAAUUAUGUUUGAAUUAACUGUUUCCCGUAAUAAACUUGGUUUAGUUGGUUUUUACUCACCAGAAGAUAAGUUUUACAAGUCUUGGGGUCACGACUACGAAAUAGCUGCUAAAAUUUUAAAGAAUAGAAAUAUUCCAGUUGGUCUAGUUAACUGUGACGAACAUGUCGAUUUCUGUAAAGAAUUUGGUUACAAUGGUUCUUCUUUUGUUUCUGUUUUCAGUGAUGCAUCCAACAUAUACGAUUUUGAUGAAAAGUAUGAAACUAAAAACUUUGUUCAACAUAUAAUCAACAAAGGUGGUAAAGACAUGUCGGAGUUCAAAACCAUCGAAGACAUUGAAAAAUUCAUAUCAAACAGCAGAAAACCUGUCGUUGUCAGCUAUGGUAAUGAAGGUUUAAAAGAAAAGUUUCAAGAAAUUGCAGCAAAGAACAAUGAAAGAAUUGUUUUUGCUGCUAUUGCAAAGGGUGGUGAAGGUGAAAGUAUGAAUGUACAAGACUACCUUGCUGUGUACCCUACCGGUGCUGAAACUCCAAUUAUUUACAAUGGUGAUGUUGAAACUCUAAUAAAUAAUGAAGAUAAUUUCAUGAAUUGGGUUACUUUUGGUACUUUACCAUUAGUUGGUGAACUUAGCGAAGAUAAUUUGCACUUAUAUGCCAACUUAAAUGUCCCAGUCGCAUCUUUCUUUUACUCCGACAAUGUUGACAAAGAAAUCAUUAUGGAAAAAUUAGAAUCUCUAGCUAAGGAAUACAAGUACCGUAUGGUAUUCCUCACUACUGAUGCUGAAAGAUAUGAUUCAUCUUUAAAAAAUCUGAACAUGAAACAACAGUUACCAGCCUUCUGUAUUAUCACUCCACAUGAUAACAAAGCAUAUGGUUUCCCUCAAGUUGAUGAUGAAGACUACAAGAAAAUGAGUGGUCGUUACGCUAUAGAUCCUAAGGAAUUAGAAAAUUUCAUCAGUUCUUUCGUAGCUGGUGAAAUUCCAGCAAAUGAACCAUCUGAAAUUGUUCAUGAUGAAUUGUAG